ACAUGGCCUCCAUCACUCUGCCACCUUCAAACGCCAAGUAUGCAUUCAGUAUCCUGGAGAAUGUAUUCAAGCAAGGACUUCCCGAUACUGAUGCCGAUACUUUCGAAUACGCAAAAGAGAACUUUGGUCUUAUCCAGCGGGAGUAUCCUUCAGAUGCCACUCUCGAAGACGCGGCAACCAAAACACAAUGGCAGAGAUUCGAACACUAUAUCCGUGACUUGAAUGCCCACGCCGAAGAAGGUGUCGAGUACAAAGUCUUGUACUUGGGCAGACACGGACAAGGAUUCCACAAUGUCGCCGAAAGCAGAUAUGGCACAAAACUCUGGGAUGACUACUGGGCCAAACAAGAAGGCGAUGAAUACGCUCACUGGGCAGACGCACACUUGACACCCAUUGGCGAACAACAAGCCCUCGACGUAAACGCUUUCUGGACGACCGCUCUCUCGCAACAAAAAGUCCCUGCCCCAGAGACUUACUACACAUCCCCCUUCUAUCGCUGCCUCCAGACCUCCUGGCUCUCUUUCCAUUCCCUGUCUUUGCCAGAAGAUAAAUCCUUCAAGCCCAUCGUCAAAGAACUCCUCCGCGAAACCAACGGCGUACACACCUGCGACCGCCGCGGUCCCUCCUCAAUAAUCCGCAAAGACUUUCCAACCUACAUUUUGGAGCAAGGCUUGCCAGAAACAGAUGUUUCGUGGACGCCUGCUCAUCGCGAGACACCCGCUGAACAUGUUCUCCGCGAACACGUGUGUCUAGAGCAGAUUUGGGAGGAACAGAGUAACGGAAGAGUGUUUUUGUCAUUGACGGCGCAUUCGGGGACCAUUGCUGCUCUUUUGGGGGCGGUGGGGCAUAGGAGGUUUGCGUUGCCCACUGGAGGAGUGAUUCCGGUUGCUGUCAAAGGGCAAAAGUUGAUG
Messenger RNA from Aureobasidium uvarum, 911 nucleotides. Lineage: Eukaryota; Fungi; Ascomycota; Dothideomycetes; Dothideales; Saccotheciaceae. The record is from the annotation of a GenBank genome assembly.